AUGUGUCGGGAGUUUUUCAUCGAAAUGGUUCUUGACCGCGCUGGUCCGAAGGCCAACGACAAGGAUCUGAAGCCCGCGAAGGAUGCCACGGUGAAACGCGUGAAUAUGGGCCGGGACACCUCUGGCUCCAUCCAAAACAUGCCCGAAGGCAGAAGUUUCCUGGUGAGGAUCAUUGGCAAACUGCAAGUUGGCAAGGAAGUCUACAGCCCAUGGACCAGAGCCAUCACAUUGAGUCCGAAGACUCGUGACAAGGAUCUGGGGAAUUUGGACCCAAUGAACAUGCCACGCAUGAAUUGCAACAACUGCCCGUGUGCGUGCUAUGUUCCGUUCCGUUGGGGCUUAAACUCUCCAGGGAGGCUGAGAUGCAGGCGUUGCGGCUGUCACCAUACUGAACAUCAGAUGGUGGAAGUGGGCGAAAUUUUGAAGGCUCGGGAGGUGAAGGCCAAAUCCUCCAUGGGCUGCGAUGUGACACCACUGCCACAAGAAGCCUUGGAUUGGGAUGAACGAGAGUGUUCCAUGUGGUUUUGCUCCAGCGGGACUGUUCACCCGCGGCAGAUUCUUCAAUCUCGGUCGAAGCCAAAGAUGGAUGAAGUCAAAGGCCGUGUGUCCAUCGUGACACCUACAACUGAAAGCAGACACAAGUUCCAUGAGCAGCUGUACCGGUGCUUUGACGCUCAAACAUGGCCUGACAAGGAGCUGGUGAUUGUGGAGACCUACACCGGCUCGCCCUCAGAGUUUUUCGCCCAGAAGGCCCAAACGGAUUCCAGAGUGGUGUAUGUAAAGUUCAAGCGCCCCGUUGGGAAUGACUUCAGCAUUGGCCUGAAGAGGAACGUUGGGACGCACUUGGCUUCGGGUGAAGUGAUUGCCAGCUUCGAUGAUGAUGAUCUUUACGCACCAUCCUAUUUGGACACCAUGGUCAAUGCCCUGCAAGAUAGACGAGCACUUGCUGUGAAGCUGUCCAACUGGUACGUUUAUCACAUAGACACUGACACGUGGAGUUUUUGCGACCCCAUUGCAUGGGGCCUCACGAAAGGGCUGGACGAAAGCUCGGACAAGGUAAAGAGCUGGGCCUAUGGUUAUGGCUUCUCCUAUGUCUACCGAAGACAGUGCGGCCUCGACCUAUGGUAUGGCAACAUCAACCUUGGCGAGGAUUUUAACUUCAUGAUGCAAUUGCAGCUCCGGAGAGGUGAACGAAGUGUGCAUUUGGUUCCAGAUGACUUCGGAAUGUGCCUGCAUGUGCAGCAUGGAGGCAACACAUCCAACUCCAUUCCGGUGCGGCAGGUGCCAGACUCUGAAGCCAUGGACUUGGAUAUCAUGGAGCUGAACCAGUGGAUGCACGCGUCAGGUCCAGCAGGUCGAGCCCUUGCUCGAGCCAUAGGACGCAGCAAGACUUCUGGCAACAAGCAGGUGGCAUGCCACUUGCCAGAUGCCAAGUACCUCAUUGAGGACCCACCCAAAGCGACCGUGAAUGACUUGUUGAAAAAUCUUGAAGAUCAGCUUCGGCUCCCCUGCGAUGCCUACAAGGUUUAUAGAGUGCCUCCACCGGUGGCCUUUGGGUCAGGGAGACUGAUCUACCCAGAGGAACGUCGUGACCAGAUCGCUGCGGAUGUGCUGGGAAUCUCUUUCCUUGCGAAGCUCCCGGGAGCUGAGGAAAAUCUCCAGCCACACACCAAGUCUGGGCAGCAAUGGUGCAAGCUGACAAAGGCAGCCCAGCAAUCUCUCCGAGGCACAGACCGACUGGGCCCACGGGUCGAAGAGGUUUGGGUGCUUCCACCUGAGCAAGCAGCUGCAGCCGGACUUAGCACUGGAGAGGAAACCUGGGAGGAGGAAGACAAGGUGGCCAGUGCAGCAGCUGAGGAGGAGAGCAAGAAGUUCUUCAUCACGCGUGUGACCUGCCAAAGCUCUACAGUGAAGAAAUUCUUCACCACAAAGCAGUCCUUCGGGGUCUACCUUCCGAAAGGCGCAACUGUCAGCGAGCUAAGAUGGGUGCUUGGAAGACACCUUCCGGCUGAGGCGCGAGUUCUGUGCCAGCGCCAAGGGCGGGACAUCCAGGUGAUGCAAGAAACCGACCAGGUGCCAGAGGAGAUCUCCGUGUCUGACUUCAGAGGGCCACGUAGUUUCUACAUGCGCUUUAGCCACAAGCAAUGUGCCAUCGUUCUGCGCUUCAUGCGGUCAUUCUUCAAGAAUCCGGAGAAUCAGAAGCGCUUGGACGAGUUUGAAGCCAGCGCCAAAGGAAGCGGCCAUGAUUACCGCGCGCAGUUGGUUCAGUUGUUGGCGCAUGAAGUCUAUCCAAGGAUUUACCAGAAGCUGCACGUGCCAGUGAUGGAUGACUUGGAUGGACCAAAGCUUAUGCUGGAAGCCAUGUCAAAUGUUUCGGGUAGCACUUUGGAGGUGGUAGAGCUGUGGCUGGAAGUCGAAUUGCUGAUGCGGAACCAGGCAUCGGCUCAAAGUGCCCUUGCCGCAGUGCAAUUCUUCCGUGACCAGGCUAAGUCUCAGCAAGUUUCAAAGCCUACAGAGCAGCCGUCUUACGAAAACAUCCGCGAUGCAGUGCAAGUUGCUAGACAAUUUGAGCAGAGCAACGGUCAAGGAUCGACCGCGAAGGCAGAGUCCCCCCGCAAGGAAGCUUCCGCGUCAGAGCCGGGUUCGAAGCCUUCAGAGCCUUUGGUCCACACAGAGGAAUCUUCGCCACCAAAGAAUGGCAACGGCUCGGCUGAUGCCGCUGCGGUGCUUCAGAGCGAUGCUUCGCCUCCAACUGCAGUUGCAGGGUUUGAGCAGCGCCCAGCUCCAGUGGAGGAAACUCCGGUUGCUGCAGCUGGUGAACAGGAUACUGAAGGCGCUGAAGGCACCUCAGGGCCUAUCAAAGCUGCGCAUUUGCCACCCAAUGGCGAUAGAGUCCCUGCAGGAUCAAAAGAGACUUCCGGGUCUCCAAGAACCUAUUCAUCCCUGCUCGAUUGGAAUGCUUUGGAGAAGAUGGAAGGCGAUUUGUCCAACCAGGCCGACAAGAAAGAGAAGGAGCAUGUGGAAUCUCCGAACGACGAGGUUCAUGUUUCUACCGAUGGAUAUCCCACCGAGCCUGCUGACGAAUCUGUGGCCAGCGCUGGCCACAAGCCCAGUGGUCUCAAUGGGAUGAAGGCACCGCUGACCUUGGCAGGGCCCAGCCCUGGAGAGCCCACCAAGGAGGAAACCGAGACAACAGUAGCUUUGCAAGUUCGUCAUGGUACACAGCAAGGUGAGGUGACCCUACGUGUGCCCGCCUCAAGUACCAUGCUCCAGAUAAAGGAGGCAUUGAUUCGUUGUACUGGACGGCGUGCUGAAGCAAUUCACCGCAUGCAGCUGGUGGAAAAGACAGGAAAUACCUUCAAGCAGUUCGAGGAUUCAAUGAUCUUGGGUGAGCGCCGAGAGAUCUUGGUCCUUGGACUGGCUUUAGCUGCUCACAACAGCCCGUCCGCAAUGGCCUACGCUUCAGUGGACAUCUCUGUUUCAAAUCCAUUGUCCAGUGAUGCCGUCACAGUGAGGCUGCCAGAAAUUUCAACCAUCAAAGAUGUGCGAGCAGCGCUCAGACAAAGAUCUGUGCCACAGGAGUUUCAAUUCCUGCUCGAUGCUGGCGCCCCAUUGUAUGUUUACGCUCAUCCUUUGGGUGAGCCAUUGAACGAGAGUGAGCCCGAGGUUAUGGCUGGUAUCCUGUACCCAGUGUUGGUCUUGGGCGGCCUCUAUGCCAAUUAUUUCUCCACCAAGGAACUGGAUGACAUCUCGACCUUGGAGAAAACGAGGCGGCCCUUGAGCGACUUUUGGAGCGGCAUUUGUGUGGGUGUCAUCAUAGGAGUGUGGGCUGGCAUCAACUACGGCCCAUCUUUGAAGUAUGCCUGGGAAACGCUCGACUGGGUGCCUCCCCUUGCUGCAGUUUCCUGUUUCUGUCACUAUCUGUCACUGCUUCAUUUGCUCUUCUUGGGGAGGCGUGGUUGGAUAGGAUAUCCUGGAGGUUUGUCCUCGACAUUGUACUGA
This is a messenger RNA of Cladocopium goreaui, 4002 nucleotides long. NCBI's taxonomy places the organism in Eukaryota, Dinophyceae, Suessiales, Symbiodiniaceae. The record is from the annotation of a GenBank genome assembly.